Molecule: messenger RNA, 3158 nt
Organism: Phycodurus eques (leafy seadragon)
Lineage: Eukaryota; Metazoa; Chordata; Actinopteri; Syngnathiformes; Syngnathidae
Product: gastrula zinc finger protein XlCGF57.1-like
Exons: 2
Coding region: 144-2024 (626 amino acids)
Biological process (GO): regulation of transcription by RNA polymerase II
Cellular component (GO): nucleus
Molecular function (GO): RNA polymerase II cis-regulatory region sequence-specific DNA binding; DNA-binding transcription factor activity, RNA polymerase II-specific
Source: RefSeq, a predicted model, not a curated record
AAAAGGCGGAAGUUGGCGAGUUUUUUCGUCGCCGUACGUGAAGCCAAGCAGCAGGUCGAAUUCGUGCACUUGUCCUCGCUAAAAGAAAACAUCACAUUGUUGAGGUAGUUGCUUAAUAUUCGGACGUUCUUUCUGAAAGAACGAUGGCGUCGCACGAGGAGCAGAUCCGUCGAGGGAGAGAGGAGAACGAAGGACAACCACGACAACUGGACGCCAUUUUCUCGACCCCCGUUGUUCCACGCAGCCAAGACGUCCAGCAGCCGAUUGGUCGUCGACAAGAGCAUCCAAAUUCCCCUCGCGUUAAAGAGGAAGAGGAGGAUGCACAGCCCCCCCGUGUUAAAGAGGAAGAAGAAGAGGUUGAUGUCAGCGAGUUGUCACUGAACGUCGUCGUCGUGAAGAGUGAAGACGACGCAGACGAACCAUCCGAGUGGUCACAGCUUCAUCAUCCCAGUUCAAGUGGAGGACCGCCACCAGAGAAACUCUUACCUCCACUGCCACACGGUAACGACAUAGAAGACCGCUUGAGGAGCAACACAGACUGUCAAGCUGACAACAAAUGCUUGGAAAGCUCUGAAAAAGAGACACGUAAAGAACACUUGACCUGCUCACUUUGUGGUAAAAGCUUUACUUGUAAGUAUAGCGUGAAGGAACACAUGAGAACGCACACGGGAGAAAAACCCUUUAGUUGUUUAGUUUGUAGUAAAACCUUUGCUUGCAAGUCAAAUAUGGUGAGACAUAUGAGAGCACACACGGGAGAAAAACCAACUUUUAAUUGUUCAGUUUGCGGCGAUACAUUUUCUCAAAAGGGCUCUUUGAUUGUACACAUGGCAACGCACACAGAAGAAAAACGUUUCGCUUGCUCAGUUUGUGGGAAAAGAUUUGCUAAAAGAAAAAAUAUGACUGUACACAUGAGGACACACACGGGAGAAAAACCUUACAGUUGCUCAAUUUGCAGUGAAACAUUUGCCAAAAAGAUCUCUUUGAUUGCACACACAGCGACACACACGGGAGAAAAACCUUUCACGUGCUCAAUUUGCGGUGAAAGCUAUUCGUACAAGCGCAGUUUGAAUAUACACACGCGAACGCACACGGGAGAACGUCUCAUUAGUUGCUCAGUUUGUGGUGAAAGUUUUUCGUACAAAAAGAGUUUGAAAGCACAUAUGCGGAAACACACGGGAGAGAAACCUUUCACUUGCUCAGUUUGCAAUGAAAGAUUUACUUAUAAGCAGACUUUAAAUGCACACAUGAAAAGACACACAGGAGAAAAGCCUUUCAAUUGCUCAGUUUGUGGGGAAAGUUUUACUUAUAGGCCGACUUUUAAUGCACACAUGAGAACACAUACGGGUGAAAAACCUUUCACUUGCCCAGUUUGUGGCAAAAGCCUUUCUUACAAGCACAGUUUGAAUGAACAUAUGCUAACCCACGCAGAAAAACGUUUUAGUUGCUCUGUUUGUGGUCAACAAUUUGCUCAUGAGGCCUCUUUGAGUUCACACACAGCAACACACACGGGAGAAAAACCUUUCACAUGCUCGGUUUGUGGCGAAAGCUUUACUCAAAAACAAUAUUUACUCAAGCACAUGAGAAGACACACAGGAGAAAAACGCUGUAGUUGCUCAGUUUGCCGUAAAAGUUUUGCCUCUAAGCAACAUUUGAAAGUGCACAUGUGGACACACACAGGAGAAAAACCUUUUAGUUGCUCAGAAUGCGGUGAAAGCUUUACACAAAAACAAUAUAUGGUAAGACACAUGAGGAAACACACUGGAGAAAAACCUUUCACUUGCUCAGUUUGUGGUAAAAGUGUCACUUCAAAGCACAGUUUGAAUGCACACAUGCGGGGACACACAGAAGAAAAACCCUUCAGUUGUUCCGUUUGUGGUAAACGAUUCACAAGCAAGAGAAAUUUGAACGUACAUACGAGAACACACACAGGAGAAAAACCCUUCAGCUGCUCAGAUUGUGGUAAAAAAUUUUCUUUUAAGCAAAACUUGAACGCACACGCGCUGACACACAACAACAGGGAAUAAAUGUUUUCCAUCUUGAGUUUUUGCGAAAACUUUGAAGACCUUUUUUCCAUUUCAGUUUUCUAUCUUCUGUGUAACAUUUAACAUCGAUGAGGUUUUCGUAACUAUCCAACAUAAUUAUUUGUUAUUUGAAAUGCUAGGCGAGCCGGUUCAAACGCUCAUCUCUUGUUUCUUCCUUGCUACCAUUGGUGGCAAGCAAAGUACAAAUACUCUGUUAUUGUACUAAAUAGAUUAUUCAGGUAUCAGUAUUACUUGAGUAUUUGUUGUUCUGACUAAUUUUUACUUUGUACAUUUUAAAUCAGACAUCUGUACUUUCUACGCCUUACUUUGUUAAAACAGGCUGUUGACUUUUUCAGUUUCCAUCCACAGAUGAUGAUGUCAUGACAUAAAAAAGAUAGAAAUACAGAGGUAAAGUCAACCGAGCGAAUUGAUGUUGUCUGCCAAGUGAAUGAUUUGUGGCGCGCGUAUGGUCUUGCGCUAGCCCCAGCUUCUGGCCUUCAAAACGUCUCAGCCUAAUCUAAAAAAAAAAAAAAACCAGGAUGUAUUUUUUUCUGUUGUUAUCAUUUUAUAAUAUAGUAUUUUGUGUUAGUCAGUUCACAUACAUAGCAAAAUACAUAGGAACACGUUGAUUUGAUGGCAUUCAUAUUAAACCAGUGCUAGCAAGCCCUUGGCUGAAAAAACAAACACGUAAGGUGAUUUUUUUCCCCCACUCUGUUUGACCACUAUGUUAGUUGAUAAAAGAGGGAAUAUAUAUACAUAUAUACAUUGUGACACAUUAUCAAAAUAUUUAUUGUAUAUAAUUGUUGAUGAAGUAUUGUUUUUCUUUUGUACUUCUGUACAUAUCAAGAGUAUGUACAUAUUGAAUUUUUACUUAAGUACAGGAGUUGAAUCAAUACUUCUAUACCAGAGUGGUUUUCGAUGUUUGUUACUGGUAACACUUCAAUCCAAUCCACCCAAAAAAUAAAAUAAAACACAAAACAGCAACUGAUGGUAAUAAUGUACCACAAGAACCUAAAUUGUAAACCACUCUUUUCAUUACAAUGUUUUAGCAUUUAGUAUUCAAUUGUUUCGAUGUACAUUAUUGUAUGAUUGCAAUGUUAUACAAUAAAUGACCUAAGUCAAACGUUACGUUUGUGU